AUGACUUUAAAUAUCACAAUUGAACCUGAGUUACGAGGUGCUAAGCCCGCCAUUAUCAUCACACGAGGGUUAAAUGUAGUAAAUUUUACUAGUUCUCAACACAGCAUUCACCCUAUUCAAAACUU
Dentiscutata erythropus is the source of this 125-nucleotide messenger RNA. The record is from the annotation of a GenBank genome assembly. NCBI's taxonomy places the organism in Eukaryota, Fungi, Glomeromycota, Glomeromycetes, Diversisporales, Gigasporaceae.